CGCUGUCGCCGCUGUCGCCGCUGUUUCGGCAACGCCCCGCUGGGCCGCACCGCCGGCGACCGGCUCUCCUUGCGGCUGGAUUGUUGGGGCCGGCCGAGCGGAGCGCGGCGAGCUGGGCGCGGUGCCGUUUCGCCUUGGCGCGCUGACAGGGCUCGUCUCUGCUUCCGAGCUGCCGCCGCGCAAAGACUGUUUUUGGAUGUAAAUUAUGGCCUUCUCGGCGAUUGCUGUUGGAGAUGUACAAAAUGUGCUUUCAGCAAUGCAGAAGAACUUGGAGUGCCCAAUAUGCUUGGAUAUGGUAGAAGAGCCAGUUUCAACAAAAUGUGAUCACGUAUUCUGCAGGUUUUGCAUGUUCAAACUCCUCAGCAAAAAGAAAAAAGGUGUGAUACAGUGUCCUCUGUGUAAAACUGAAGUUACCAAGAGAAGCCUGAAAGAAAAUUCCAGAUUUAAACAACUAACUGAAGGAUUGUUGGAAAUUAUCCGUGCAUUUGAGCUAGACACUGGAGUAAAGUUUUUAAAUUGUCAUCACUUUCCUAAAGCAUCCCCAGGAGCCACUGCUGCUGAAUCCAUCAGUAAAGAAAGUUCUGUCAUCCAAAGUAAGGGCUUCAGAAAGAGGAAAAAAAGCGCUAAAGAAAAUGGACAAGAAAACUGCACCUUGCAGGAAGCUACUGUGGAUAAACAGCUUACAGAUACCAGGAUCAAAAGGUGUCUCCUAAGAAAACAGAAAUACAGCUCUGGAAAAGGGACUUACAUAGAGUUUGGCUCUGAUUCAUCUGAAGAUCUUUCUAAACAGGCAAGCAUUCCUGGCAGGUUAGAAGACAAAGAAGCACUUCAGGUUUCAGCUCAAGAAAAGCUGGAAGAACUUAGGAGUGCUGAGAAGUGCGACAUACAGCCUGCCGAGCUGGGUGCUCAAGAAAUUAUUCUACCAAACGACAUAGGUGAAAGUGAUUCCUCUAAGGAAGGCUUGAACAAGAAAAGCACUCCAAACAUCACUGAGUGUGCCAAACCUGGCCCUGUGAAUAUGAUGGGAUACAAGAGUUGUCCUUUAAAUUUUCUUGCCAUAGACCUACUUGCAGAGCAGUGUGACAGAACAGAUAAUGCCAGUCCCUUAAUGAAUGGGGAAACAGAAGAAAUGGAAACAGAACAAACCCAAUGUAGUAGUAAAAGCAAAGAAUUUGACUUAAAAGAUACCUCAGCGAGCAGGCUAGAUAAAAGCAAGGAAAUAGGUAUUGCUGUACAAAGUGUGGAAGCUGUGGAAAUAUAUGAACCUGAAAAUGAUUCUUCUCACAAAAAAGAACUUCCUCUUGAGAAAUUACUUCAGCCAGAGACACUUCACUGUGCUACCCCAAAUCAAGUCUCUAGGAAGAGACUGAAGCGAAGCAUUCAGAAAGUCAAUGAAUGGUUCUCAAAAAGCAAUGAGAUUCUGUCUUCUGAUUCUUCCCAGGAUGAUUCUGCUGGAGCAACUAAUGUUUCAGGUGAAAGAGAUGCAUGUUCAUCAGAUGAAGACUCCUAUGUUUCAGAAAAGACUGACCCUAUGGUAGAUUCCGUGAAAAUUGCAGUGACUGAAGAAAAUAAGAGAUGGUCAAAACAAAAAGUGGAUAGCAUCAAAGACAAAAUAUUUGGGAAAACAUACAGGAGAGAGAGGAAGUCAAAUCAUCCAGUUAUGUUGAGAGACAUUUUACCUACUACAAAAAAAGCAGAUGAAACUGCUAAUGAGAAGGGCUUGAAUAAUUCCAGCAAAGACAGAAUAAAAGGAGAAAGGAAAAUUGCCUCUGUCCUGCAACCUAAGGAUUUAAUCAAGCAAAAAUAUAUAGAAGAGGCAGAUGACUGCCCUCAAAGUGUUAACUGGUACCUUGGAGCAACUGAAAAGAAAAGAUGUGAUGAAAGUUCUGCUAUUAAUGAGAAUCACCUCCCUGAAAACAGAGAGAAAAAUAAACUAGCAGAACUUAAGGAAGGGGAAGGUUUUGCAUGCAAUGAAGCUACUGAAAAGGUGACCAGUGAGCUCCGUGAUGAGGAGCUACAACUGAACAACUGUGAUCAGAAAAGCACUAAAAAAGGUUCUGCAGCAAAAAGAUGCAGGCGUUCUACUAGAACCGUGUGUGCUUUAGAGUUAGUAGUGGAUAUAAACUCUGUUUCCCCUGAUCCAGCUGAGCCACAGAUCGAUAGCUAUCCAAGCAGUGAAGAACCAAGGAAAGGUCAGUCUGAGCAAAGAAAAGUCAGGCGAAGCAGGAGGCUUCAGCUACUUUCUGAAGAAAUGACAAAAGAAACAGGAGAAGACGUAGUAAUUAAGGGAGCCAGAAAGUAUGACAGCGAUCAUGGAAUCCAAAGGAAUGUGUUAGUUCACGCUUCUGAAUGCAAGGACCCGUGUGACCCCCAGAGUAUGUUGAGUGACAAGCCACUGGCUGAUCUGAAGGGAGGUGAUCUGGAAGCAAGCAAAAUACAAAUUAGCAUAAAUAACUCAUCUGAUGCUGCAGAAACUGAAAAAAGUCUCUUCAAUCCUACAUCUUCAUGUCAGCAUUCCAAUUGUAGUUCCUUUGUACCCGAUACAGGUUCUCAAGAAGAUGCAAUACUUGGUAAUCCUUUCCUUCUACAGUCUCCUUCAAUACCCAUUAAGCAAACUGCUUCCCAGCUGACUGAAGAAAUGACUGAAUCAUGUAUUGCUUUUCCCCAGGGUAGUGGAAACAAUAUAAAAAAUAUUCCAGGGGACUUCAGAACUGAAAAGGUGCCAGUGACUAAAAAAGUGUUGGAGUUGACCAAAGAAGCUGAAGAUAGUGAGUUAGACACACAGUAUCUGCGAAAUGUAUUUAGGCAUUCAAAACGCCAGUCGUUUAGCCUUUAUCCUACUCCCAUGAAGGCAUGUACAGUACAAGAUGCUGCUUCUGAAGCUGUAAAGGUAUCAUGUGUUGAUGAGGAAGAAAAGCAUAGCAAACACUUAAUAGCAGAAAACUUGCAAGAAGAGAAAACAACUGCUGAAAACUUGGGGAGGAUUUGUGAGAAAGAGAAGCUUAAGACAUAUGAAACUGCUUGUAUUAAUCCUGUGACUUGCUUUGUCAGCACCACUGAAUAUAUGCACACAGGGGAACACCAAGAAGAUGUGUUACAGGUUGCAAAUCAAGGGAACCUGACACCAAUAAGAACGGGUGCUGCUAGGACUGAAGACAAAACCAGAUCACAAGGAGAGCAGGGAAAUGGAGAGACAGUGUCAAUUGACAUAGGGGUAGAAAGCGAAUUGAGACAGAGUCCGGUCAAAAGUAAUAGAAGGCAAAGUGAUCAGAGUAAUACAGAAGAGCACAUUUUCAAAAUAACGGAUUUAAACACAAUUAAUGAAAUAUGCCUCAGUUCAGAGAACAAUCAGGCAGGAAAGGCCAAAGUUGUUGACAGCAAAGGACCAAUACUACAUUUUCAGACCAGAUUUAUGAGAGCUACUUGUAAGCAAAGGCCUCCUGAAUUCAGCUGUGAAGUCAUUGGGAAAAAAAGUAGCAAAAGAGAAAGUCAGCAAGUAAAGGGGAAUGAAGAACAAGAAACCCAAACUGCUAGCACAGGGAUGCCUGAGUGUUUAGUUACAGAGACUCUAGAAGAACCUAAAGUGAGUAGUGAUUGUACAGGUUUGUCUGACACUCCCGAUGGGUUACUGUGCUCUGAUGAUGAUACUGAAGAGAAAACCAACAUUUCUGAAACUGAUAGGAGAGAGAGAUCUGCUGUGUUUGUAAAAAAAAGUGACAAAGCCCUGGUAAAAGAACUACACAAUAGAAAAGUUAGUUCUAAGCCAAGAUCUCAGGGUAUCCGAAGAUCCCGAAGAAAGGCACAGAAACUGCAGUCUUCAGAUGAAGAGUCUAGCGAGGAUGAAGAUUUACCAUGUUUUCAGACACUAAUAUUUGGCAAAUCAGUAAGCACACCUUUGCAGAUCAAUAAACAAGUGACUUCUGUGGUAGGGUCUUCAGUAAGUCCUAUCACAUUGCCUCACAAUGGAAGUCAUUAUCACAAUGACAUGCAGAAAAUGCCUGAAGCUGCCCUAAGCAAUGGGUGUGUUUCACCAAGCCAGGAGUCAGAAUGCUCUGUCAAUUUAUUUUCUUCACAGUCCAACGUGUCCGAAGAAUCGGGUGAUGGAGCACUAGAGCUGAAGAAACCUUUAAUACAAGUGCAUACAUCCAAACAAGUGAGCAACGUGAAUGACAGCAAAGACGUUUUUCAAAGUUGUAAUGGAGCACUGAAGAGAAGCAAAACUAGCUUCAAAGAUGAAUGCCAAGAAGACCCAAACAUGGGAGCAAAACUAGGUGAAGCAUCUGGAUAUGACAGUGAAACAAGCAAUGUAGAAGAUUCUUGCGAACCCUUCUCUCAGGGUGAAAUCCUUACUACACAGCAGAAGAAUGCUAUGCAAAAUAACCUAAAAAAACUCCAGCAAGAAAUGGCUGUACUUGAAGCAGUUCUAAAGCACCAUGGAAGUCAUGACAAGAAGGAGGAAAUUGUUUCAAGGAGUAAUUUCCCAUUUCCUUCAGAAAACACUGAGCAGAAAUCUGGGACCAGGCUAAACAGUCCGUCUGUCUUAUCAAAUCUCUCUGGAAAUGUGACCGGGAGUCCAAAUAACUCUUCUUCCUCUGUAAGGCUUCUUAACCCUCAGACUGCAGAAGCAACAGAUAGUUCUGUUGUAGCUCAGAAUGCUAAUAAAAGCUGCACUCAAGAACGUAAACUGAAGAAAAAUGUGCGUUUUCCUGUAGCUGUUCUGCACAAUGCAGCUGGGAAAGAAAACAAUGCAAAUCCUGUUGUGACUAACAGGAAAGAAAUGUCGAUCGUGGUAUCAGGUCUGAAUCAAAGUGAACAUUUGGUGGUCCAGAAGUUUGCAAGAAAAACUCAGAGUACUUUAUCUAAUCACAUUACUGAAGGAACAACCCAUGUCAUAAUGAAAACAGAUAAGGAGCUGGUGUGUGAGCGGACACUGAAGUACUUUCUAGGUAUUGCAGGAAGAAAAUGGGUAGUUAGUUAUCAGUGGGUAAUCCAGUCUUUUAAAGAAGAAAGAAUACUGGAUGAGGAGAACUUUGAAGUUAGAGGAGAUGUAAUAAAUGGGAGAAACCACCAAGGUCCUAAGAGGGCUAGAGAAUCUCAGACUGGAAAGAUCUUUAAAGAGUUUGAGAUCUGUUGCUAUGGACCUUUCACUGAUAUGACUACAGAACAUCUAGAAUGGAUGGUGGAGCUUUGUGGUGCCACUGUAGUGAAGCAACUUCAUCUGUUCACACACAGAAAAAAUUCUACUGCUGUUGUGGUUGUGCAGCCAGAUGCUUCGAUGGGAAACAUGGAUUACAGAGCAAUCCAGCAAAAGAGCAAUGUUGCCAUAGUGACUCGAGAGUGGGUAUUAGACAGUGUUGCUUGCUAUGAGUGCCAGGAGAUGGAUGCUUACCUUGUGUCCUAAGGGCAGUCUGCAGUUCUUUUUCAGUUGCUCAGAAAUUCUCAUCAGUGCUGAUAUCUUGGUAAUUAUUUUAAGAACUGAGGAUUUUUAAGUCACUUAUGCAGAGAUUAUGUGCAUGUAGUGUUCUUGUUCAGAGUAAAAUAACUACAUGUUUAACAAUAAAGCUAUGUAAACAUUACCAUAUAAAGAUGGAAUUACCCACUGUUCUUUAAAGAGUAACUUUUCUAAUUUCAAAAUAGUUCUUUUAAUGUAAAACAAAUUUUAAAAUUUAGAAAACGUAGAACACUGCCUCCUCAGAGUGAUGAUGUAUUAACCAUUGCAGCCAGUUUCUGGACAUCUUGGAGACAGUAAUUUAAAAGAGUAAUAUUGGGCUCAGGACUUGAAUUAAAACAUACUUGCACCCCUGGGUAACCUCCAUGUUUUCAUUUUGCAUAAAUACAUGACCUAAUAAGGGUUUAUAUAGCAAGACAUUGGAAUAUUAUUUUGUGAUUACUACUGUGUCAGCCUGCUUAAUCUUAGGCCGUGGAUUACAGUUCUGAGAACUAUACAAAUGGCUCUCCUGUUGUAUAUAAAAAUACCAACUUGCCCUAACCAGAAAAAUCUGCAAGUAUAGCCUCUGGAAAGCCAACACUUGAUUCCCAACGUAAAGCAAUCCUUGAAACUUCAAGCCUAUACCAGCAAUGUGUCAGUCUUAUUUCUGAGAAGUAUAUGUGGCACCUAUGAAAAGAUAAUAAACAGAUGCACUUUAGUAUCCCAGUGACCUCUAAUAAGCCCUGUAAGAAUCUGCUUCUAAUAGUCCCUAUCUGCAAACUGAGACUGCAAAUAAAAUACUUUCUUUCAUAAAAAGCAAUUUAUGUUGCAUGUUUCUGUUGCCAAGGAAUUCAACUUCAUAAAUACUUUUGUACUUUCAGAGCAGAAAGAGAACCUGUUUUCAUAAAGUUGUUUAAAAAAAAAAUUGUAGCUAAGUUCAGAAAAUUGUUUGGUGCUUAGAUGCUGCUAAGUUGUCCUGGAAAGAAAUACAAGAAUGUUUAUAAAUACUGGAAUGCUCAAAGGAA
This is a messenger RNA of Apus apus (common swift), 6453 nucleotides long. RefSeq names its product BRCA1 DNA repair associated (gene BRCA1). The transcript is spliced from 20 exons. Gene Ontology annotation, cellular component: plasma membrane; BRCA1-BARD1 complex; nucleus. The record is from RefSeq and is a predicted model, not a curated record. Gene Ontology annotation, molecular function: DNA binding; ubiquitin-protein transferase activity; zinc ion binding. Gene Ontology annotation, biological process: negative regulation of fatty acid biosynthetic process; positive regulation of transcription by RNA polymerase II; double-strand break repair via homologous recombination. Lineage: Eukaryota; Metazoa; Chordata; Aves; Apodiformes; Apodidae. The coding region runs from base 206 to 5401 and encodes 1731 amino acids.